AUGUUAACCAGAAGAGAAGACAACAUGGAAACCCACUGCACACUGUUGCCUAUAUACUUUGUACAUUUAAUUGAUAUUCGUGCUGAGGUGAUAUACCUGUCUAUAAAAGAACAACAUCGUCUUUCUUUUCUAGCACAGGGUUAUGCAUUCAAGGAUGCAGACCUAAUUAGUUUCCUAAUAGAUUCAUGCCAUCUUGAAAAGACAGACUAUGGUGUAAUCACGAUUCUCUUAUGUAUUGGUACGUCUGUAGACCAAGAUAUAAUUAAAAAAAAAAAAAUAAGUUUAUUUCUUUCAAGGUUUACAAAUAACAAAGGUGCACCUUGUAUUUAA
Pipistrellus nathusii (Nathusius's pipistrelle) is the source of this 330-nucleotide messenger RNA. Lineage: Eukaryota; Metazoa; Chordata; Mammalia; Chiroptera; Vespertilionidae. The record is from the annotation of a GenBank genome assembly.